GAAGAGAGAGUUUUUUUAUUUGUCACAGGUUUUUGUAUUGGCAUAAUUCUGACCAGUAAAUUUGUUGCAGUUAAAAUAAGAUGAAGUCUAAACGUGAAAUUAUUAUCCAAACUAAAUGCCAAAAUGGCAAAACAAGAUUCUGCAAGAAAAAUGUCCCAUUGAUUGAUUGACUUUUACUUUAGGAUUUGGCAUGCAGAUUCACAAUAAUCUUUUACACAUGGUUGUGAAUGUAAAUGUAAUUGGUCUUAAAAAACGUUCCUUUAAACCAAAGCUUAAGUCAGCAAAAAGUGAAAAAAAUUAUCAUAGGCCACUCUAAACCUAAAAUGCCAGCUGAAAAAAUGAUAAAUUUGAGUAUGGCUUAAAGAUCAUUUUUAUAUAUAAAUUUGUAUAUUUUUGUUAGGUAAUUAUUUCAUUCUUUUAUCAUUUAUAUCAGAAUGCAGAUCUUUUGAGACUCAUUAGAUGUUAUGCCUAUUGUUUUCUACGUUGACAAGGUGUUCUUUUGCACUUGGCAAAAACUCCACAAAAUGCUUUUACCGAAAGAGGCUUGCGAUGUGUGUUUUUUAUCAACAAAUACCCAAUGAAUUUUAAACCAAGUUUCAAUAUUCUUUAUACGACGAUACUUUUGUUAACAGCGGAGAAUUUGGCAUAUAAAAAGCCGUCCUUACAUUCAUCAUCAAGAACAGCAAAUGGAAUCACAUUUGUUGCCAGCUUUGGAAAUGAUGGGAACAGAACUGGGGACUAUCAGCGAUGCAGUAUCACAAAAGCUGACGUGACACCCUGGUGGCAAGUGGAUCUUACAAGGCAAGCUGCUGUCACAAGUGUCCGAAUAAAGAAUGGUGCAACUUGGGGUUCAGAUAAAAUCAAUCCAUUCGAUGUCAGUGUUGGGGACGACAAGACGAAUGGCGGACGAAACAAUGCACUGUGUGUGAAAGUCGGGACACUGGCCAGAGGAGAGUUGAGAAAGUUCGAUUGUCCACAGGUCCUGAUGGGUCGUUACGUUAGUGUUUAUUUGAACAGGUUGGAAUAUCUUCAAGUAUGCGAGGUUGAGGUUUAUGAAGAUGUAUUCUGAAAAAAGGUUCAGAAAUCACGAUUCGUUCUCUAUUUCCUGGCAAGCACGAAUGCAUUCAAAGUGAAAAGCAAUAUAUCUAGCUACUAGCAGCCAUAGAGGAUUUGCACGAUGAAUUCAAAAUGCACAAAGAAUUCAUGCUUUUACAUAGUAUGCACAUGAAGCCGCAAAAUGUAUCCAGUUGUAAUUUAUAUUCUUUGAUUUUCAUUACUAUUCAGUACAGUAAUUAUGAACAGUGAGUUGGAGGCACAAAUCUUUUAGUUGUGACUUUUGCUAAAAGCAAGAGAUUUCCAUAAUAAAAAUCAACUUUAUUCUCGAAAUUUAUCAAGAUGUAAUAAGUAUUGUAUUUUAGGGUUUUCUGUCUAUUCAUUCAAGUAAUUAUGAACAGUGGGGUCGAAGGCAGAAAUUUCUUUACCUGUGACUUUUGGUUAUUCAAGAAAUUUCAAUUACAAAAAACUACUUUUUUCCGGAAAGAUUCUUAGAUAAAACUCCUUUAAGGAAGGAUAGCUUGAUGUUUUCUUUAAGCUCUAAUAUCUGUCAAUGCAAUUUUUGACUAAGAAAAAAAAAUCUCUAUUCUUUUGACUUUGUUAAAUAUAGCAAAGCAAAGACCACGAUAUAGUGUCAGAAACUGAUGUGAAUUAUAGUGUUGUUAUUUGAUUUAAGCUAUCAUAGUGUUGUUGAUUAUAUGUAAUAAUACUUUUUGGGCUUUGUUUAGCAGUUCAGGGUUGAUAUUAUUCAGAAAAUUCAAUUCGAGCUUAAAGAAUCCUCGUAAAAAGUAAAGCUUACUAACUUAAAAGACAAGGCCAGAAGGAUUUUAUCAAUAUAUUCCUACGUUGCAAUAAUUAUAUACGAUUCAUGGAUCAUUUAAUGAUAUUAAAGAGUGAUGUACAAGAGUUUGUUUUCUAGUUUCCACAACCUUUCUAUUUGCUAUCCUUUACUAAUGGAACACUUUUUUCAACCUCCGUGUU
Messenger RNA from Rhopilema esculentum, 2034 nucleotides. The record is from RefSeq and is a predicted model, not a curated record. NCBI's taxonomy places the organism in Eukaryota, Metazoa, Cnidaria, Scyphozoa, Rhizostomeae, Rhizostomatidae.